ACUCAGUAAUUAACGGUUGUCGGAGUUGAUCCUAAUAACAAAAUCUUUCCAAUAGCAUAUGCAGUUGUAGAGAAGGAAAGAAUGGACUCAUGGGCUUGGUUUUUGAAUCAUUUGAAGCGUGACUUAGAAAUUGAUGAUGAUUUUACUUGGACUUUCAUGUCAGAUAAGCAAAAAGGUCUGAUUGAAGCCUUUAAUUAGGCAUUUAAUGAGGUGUUGCCAUGUGUUAACCACAGAUUUUGUGUGAGGCAUUUGCAUAAUAACUUUAAGAGUGCGGGAUUUAGUGGUAUCUCGUUGAAGGAUGCACUUUGGAAAGCCGCAAGGGCUUCAAUAGAGAAAUGUCUUGAUAUUUGUAUGGUUGAGAUCUUUGAUUUAGACCCUGAAGCUGCUAAUGGUUAAGAGAGAAAUCACCUAGUGAAUGGUCUAGAUCUCACUUCUCUGAAAACGUGAAAUCUGAUAUCCUACUUAAUAACAUGUGUGAAUGUUUUAAUGCAAUGAUUAUUGAAGCUAGAGACAAGCCAAUUAUCACUCUAUUGGAAAAGAUAAGGUAUCUUCUUAUGGCUAGGAUGCAGGCAAAUAGGGAUAAAAGCGCAAAAUGGGACAUCAAUGAUGUUUGUCCUAGGAUAAAGGAUAUAUUGAAGAAAAAUCAAAAGGCUACAGCAAAGUUCAUUCCUAGAAAAUCUAAUGAGUGGAACUAUGAGAUUAUAGGGGCAAACAUAAAUAAUAAGAGGGUUGUGGACUUGCUAAAUAAGAUAUGCAGCUGUAGAAAAUGGGAUUUGACAGGAAUUCCUUGCAAGCAUGCCAUUGCUGCAAUUUGGGCUAAAAAAGAUGAGAUUAAUUCCUAUGUCCAUGAUUGUUAUAAGGUGGAAACAUAUAGAAGGGUCUAUGACUUUGCUAUUUUACCUAUGAAUGGACAGGAUAUGUGGCCUAAGUCAAAUAACAUUGCUCCAUUGCCUCCCAAAUUAGUAAGAACUAGCACUAAAGGAAAAAGCCAGACAAAAAGGAGAAAAGAACCGGAUGAAGUAGUAGCAAGCAGAACUAAAAUGAAAAGGAGACAGACUUCUUUGGAUUACAACAAAUGCCAUAAUACUGGCCAUAUCAGAAGAACAUGCAAACUAUAUGUUGUUCAACCGGAUCUCCAAGUUAAUAAGCCAUUAUUUUAUGCUUCGGGCUCAUCAACUCGCGCAAAGCUUCCGGUUAGAAGAGGACCUACGGCACGGAGACAUAUGCAAUCAACUCAAGAAUUUGACUCUUAAUUAUGUUGGUAUCUGCUGAAAUAUAGCUACUAUAUUGGUUGUUUUGCUGCUGAAAUGUCGUGAGAAUGCUGAUUUUUGACUGCUGGAAUGUUCUUUUUAUUGCAGCUAAAAUUCUAUUUUUUUGCGGUUGGAAUGCUCUUUUUUUUUUGUUGCUGGAACGCUGUUUUUUGUUGCCAAAACACUGUUUUUUUGUUGUUGCUGGAACGCUGAUUUUUGCUGCUGAAUUCUUUCUGCUAAAUGCUGAAACUUGCUGCUGGCGCGCUGUUUUUUAGUUGCUGAAAUGCUGUUUUUUUUUUUUUGGCUGCUGGAACGCUCCAUUUUGCUGCUGAAACGCUGCUGGAACACUAUUUUUUUGCUGUUGGAACGCUGAAGUUCGCUGCUGAAAUUCUUGUUGCUGAAAUGCUAAAAGUUUUGUUGCUGAUGUGCUUAUUUUUUUGCUGCUGCGAAGGCUUGUUUUCCUUGCUAAUGGAGAUGCUUGAAGUCUGCUGAUUUUUUUUUGUCUAUGAUGAUUGUUGGAUUUGAUUUACUGGAGUUGAAAUUGUAAAGAUCUGUGAUCUUCAUUUUUGAAACCUACAAUGUUUAAUGAAUCAAUGAUAUUUAGUUUCAGCCAACUUUUGUCAUCACUUCUACCUUUCUUUACACUUUAAAUUUAAUAUUAAAGAUUUUUUGAAAUUCUGUUAGUUUUCUAACAGAAUGUGAAGUUCUCUGUUAGUGAGACUAAAAGUGCUCAAGUUUUGCAAACUUAAAGGACAUAUAGUGCUCAAGGUUAUAUUUAAAGGACAAAGUUAAGCCUACCCCCAAAGAUAAGGGAUAUUUUUGGCCAAACACUCUUC
Molecule: messenger RNA, 2086 nt
Organism: Lycium ferocissimum
Lineage: Eukaryota; Viridiplantae; Streptophyta; Magnoliopsida; Solanales; Solanaceae
Exons: 2
Coding region: 471-1253 (260 amino acids)
Molecular function (GO): zinc ion binding
Source: RefSeq, a predicted model, not a curated record